AUGGGGGCGGGGAAGACCCAGUGGCCCCCUGCCAGGGUGGCCACCACCCUGGAACAAGCCCUGGCCUCCAGCAUUGCCACCUUCCAUGAGCGCUCGGGGAAGGAGGGUGACAAGCGCCAGCUGAGCAAGGGCGAGCUGAAGGAGCUGCCCAGCUUCAUGGGGAAACAAAUGGAUGAGGCGGAGUUCAGGAGGCUGACGGACGACCUGGACCACAACAAGGACAACGAGGUGGACUUCAAGGAAUACGUCUGCUUCUUGGCCUGCGUUACCAUGGGCUUCAACGAGUUCUUCAAGGACGGCCCUACCAAGCAGCCCCGCAAGAAGUGA
Egretta garzetta (little egret) is the source of this 327-nucleotide messenger RNA. RefSeq names its product protein S100-A4-like. Gene Ontology annotation, cellular component: cytoplasm. The transcript is spliced from 3 exons. The coding region runs from base 1 to 327 and encodes 108 amino acids. Lineage: Eukaryota; Metazoa; Chordata; Aves; Pelecaniformes; Ardeidae. Gene Ontology annotation, molecular function: transition metal ion binding; calcium ion binding. The record is from RefSeq and is a predicted model, not a curated record.